ACCUCAUUCAUCCGCAGUAUGGCGGCGCCGGGCAGCAGCGUGCUGUGCCUCUUCGAUGUGGACGGGACCUUGACCGCCCCCAGGCAGAAAAUCACAGCAGAAAUGGCAGAUUUUCUGCAGAAGCUGCGGAAGAAGGUGAGAGUUGGAGUUGUAGGUGGUUCAGACUUUGACAAAGUUCAAGAGCAGCUGGGAGACGAUGUGGUUGAAAAAUUUGACUACGUCUUUCCAGAAAAUGGUCUUGUAGCAUACAAAGAUGGGAAAUUUUUGUGCAAGCAGAGCAUUCAAAGUCACCUGGGUGAGGACCUGCUCCAAGAUCUAAUCAACUAUUGUCUGAGUUACAUUGCAAAGAUUAAACUGCCAAAGAAAAGGGGUACUUUUAUUGAGUUCCGAAAUGGGAUGCUGAAUGUCUCCCCUGUUGGGAGAAGCUGCAGCCAGGAAGAGCGAAUUGAGUUCUAUGAACUUGAUAAAAGGGAACAUAUAAGAGAGAAAUUUGUAGCUGAUUUACAAAGAGAAUUUGCAGGAAAAGGCCUCACAUUUUCUAUAGGGGGGCAGAUAAGCUUUGAUGUAUUUCCAAACGGCUGGGAUAAGACAUACUGCUUAGGAAUUGCCUGCAACGAUGGAUACAAGACUAUCUAUUUCUUUGGAGAUAAGACCAUGCCAGGUGGAAAUGAUUAUGAAAUCUACACAGACUCUCGAACAGUAGGCCACAGCGUCACAUCACCAGAGGACACAAGAAGAAUCUGUGAAGAGCUCUUUUUUUAAAUAAAUGACUGUUUUCCUUUAGAUUUGACAGCAGCCAAACACUCUGUUAGCUAAAGUCACGAACAAAUACCAAUCCCUUCAAACAUGAAAUUUCACUUCUUUCCGGUGGUGUUUUUUCUUAAUGGUUCACAAACAGCAAAUGUCCUGUUAAUCAUACAUCACUAGCAAAAUUCAGUGUUGAUUUGUCAAGUAUAGCAAAAUUUGUUUAGGAACAACUCUUUUGUAUUCCCAUAGACACAAGUUUAAUUCAUGCAUCUGACGAAGUGGGUGUUCACCCACGAAAGCUCAUGGUCCAAAACGUCUGUUAGUCUAUAAGGUGCCACAGGAUUCUUUGCUGCUUAAUUCAGUUAUGUACUGAUGUCUUUUUAAAAAUGAGUUAUCUAACUAGGAUAUGUAGAUUCAGCUGUUUUUUCUCUGAAGUGGUACAUUUGGGAACAUAAUUGAAAACUCCUACAACUAGACAUUUUUGGCUCAAAUUAACACUACCUGAUUUAACUCCUCAUAGGUUAAAAUUAAAAAUUCACUGGCAUAUUUGAUUCCUAGUAAUGUUAGUUUUGGAUUUAGAUGUAGUGGAUUCUGUGAUAAGGGAGGAAUGACACCAUUAAGCUAAUGUGCUUUAAAAACAGGUGUAGUAAAAAAGAGGGAGCGAGACUUGUGACCUUCAAAUAAAGUAAUCUCUGCAUCCAAAGAGGUUUUCUUACCUAAUGAAAUGGGACCUGUGGGGAAAAGCUGGCAAUUAAGAAAUGCCCAUUUCUUAACACUGGAAAUACUGAAACAGACUUAAGCUAUAGUGAAUUCUGUUUUCUGAUGGAAGAUCCUUAAAAAUGACCUGCAAAAGGGUGCUGGAGGGACUAAUGUAUGCCUUUCUCUCUUUCUUUUUUCCUGCUUUCUAUACUUUAUAAAGAACACUGCGGUUUUUGUUUGGGGUGGAGGUUUUUUUCUCAAGUCGUCUUGUUUUACCUGAAAGCCUGGAGGACCAAUUAGUUCCACUUCCAAUGCCAUAAACAAACAUCUCUUCCCUUCUCAGUUAAGCUGUGUUGCUAACUGCAGUUCAACCAAAUAUUUGAGCUAAAGAGCCAACAUGGCUCCCAUCGUCCUCUAAGGUUAACUCCAGCAAAAUUACUGAUGCUUAGAUGUGUGCUUUAAAUAUAACAAACUGUCACAAAAGGCCCAGCACCUUUAUCUCUGUGUAAAUUACCUUUAAAAUGUCUCACUCUUUACUGUGUUUUCCUUGCAAAGUGUAACUGUCACAUCUAUGAGUGUAGAUAGUAACAGUGUAGGAUAAUUAACUUGUCAGAACAUUAAUCAUGCCUUGCAAACUAGUCUGUACUGAGAGAGAGGGGUUUGUAUAUUUAAUAACAAGUUGAAGAAUCAACUAUGUGAGAUAGUAGCAAAGCAGAAUGUUGCCCGUACUGUACAUUCUGGUCUAAGAGCAGAUCCUAGAGUGUUAGUUAUACAGGGAAAUGAUAGUGCUGCAACAAAUUGUUCACACUGCAUUGCACACUAAAAGUAAUGUGCAUACUGAAGGUUUUAAACUAUUUUAGAUUUUGUAUGAAGCUUAAAUGGAAGAUGAAAGUUGGAAAACCUGGGAUACAAGUUACUAUUUGUUGUUGUGAGCCGAAGACUUCAAGGCACUGAGAAACAAGUUUGGUACUGAAUUUUGUCUCAUGCAUACAAAUAAGCCUCUAUGUAAACAAAAAACAGCUUGCAGACAAACCAGUGAACAGGAUAUGACUAAAGCUGACCAAAGUACUCAGAAUGAGCCACAAUGCCCCACAGGUGGGGUUAGUUCAACCUUAGUGUAAUUUCAUUGGUCAAAAGGCAAUGCAAAUGUUAUUUAAGUCACUGGAAAGCUUGUCAUAGGCACCUGCACUGAGAAUACUGCAGCCCCCUCUUUUUUUACUCUUCAGUUACUGUGGUUCAUGUGUCUUGUAUCAGAGUCCUGAAUGUUACAGUAUUACCUAGUUUUUCAUUGCCUUAUAUACGUAAACGCAACCUCUUUGUAACAAAAAAUAUCAAUCUGCAGCUUAGUAAGGGGAAAUACUGCUUAUUACUGCUGAAGUGACCUAGUCCUAAGAGAAUUGGGCUGAAUUUGUCAUCUAUGGCAGGGAUAGUCAAUAAGUGGACCACAGGCCAAAUGCAGACUGAAUGGACAGUAUCAUUAGUGGUGGUGUUUUUGUAUUAUGUAGGCAAAAAAAUAAUUGAGUACCUCUGUUCUAUGGUAUUGCUGUUUUCCCUCUCUUGGUCAAAGUUGUUGACUGGCCUGAGACAAAGCUCACUGUGUGUAUGCUAGCAACACUGAAAUUACCUUUUAAAAAAAGGAACAGCUCUGCAUAUUGCUCUCAUUAGCAGUGUAAAAGGCACAGAACUAACCUUGUUCAUGUAGUGUUGGGUUUUUUUGUACUGUUGCCAAUCCAUUUUCUAGAAGAUGGUUAAAAAGAACUUUAGGAAGCUCCAACCCUUCCUGUGUUUUUCAGCCCAUCAUUCAAGAGACUCAUCUGAUACAGCUUUGACUGAUGUUUCAAUAUACAAUUUCCUGAGUCUGUCUUAGCACACAUUUGUUCUAGUACGAGCUGUCUGAAUUGUCUUCACAGCUCAGUCUUUGUGUGCUAAGGAGCUUUUUGCUAUUGUCAGAUGAUGUUAGCAGUCAAGAUGUUUUAUCCCCAUGGGCCACACCCCUGUAAGAGUCACCCAUGCAUGCGCAACAGAAGAAUGCAAAGCAGUUUCUGCAACACAAAACGGGAAGCAUGGCCCCCUACCACCACUCUAUGCUUGCUCACUUGAGCGGCAGCACUGAGGGAUAGGCACGCAGGCAGUGGCACGCUCAUAGGGACAAAAGAUCUCAAGGAGGGACAACUGUUCAGAGGAGUGUCACAGCAGGUAAAAAGGGCAUAAUGCUUGGCAAAUGGAAGACCAAGUUGCAGCCCUACAGGUUUCUGCUAUUGGGACAUUUUAGUAGAACUAUAGCUGUGGACUGAGUGCUAGUUCAAUAUGCUGGCUCUUUUGGGGUGGGGUGGGGUGGGAAGGGGGAGCCUGCCUCCCAGCAGAUUCAUAACCGGUUAAACAGCAACCCACAACCCACUUUGAUGGUCUUUGAGUCGAAAUAGAUUGUUCCUUCAUCCUCUCUGCAAAUGAUCUAGGAGAGGCCCAGAGGGUCUUAGUACUGACAAGGUAGCAGCCGCGAGCCCUUCUAUCAUCGAGGGUAGGGAGGCUGGUUUCCUAUCUGCUGGCAUAAGGCUUUGAGAUAGUUCACUGGUAGGCAGCUUGUGGGAUGAAUAUGGUUUCCAAAGAGACCUUAAACAGGAAGCAAGGGUGGGGAGGGAGAGGGGAUGGAAAGCCAUCGGUUCAAAGAUGAUGGGAGAGUUCCUGAGGGCACUGAGACCCACAUUAAAAUCUCAUUUGGGCUGGAUUCUAUACAGGAAGAAAAUAAGUUGUGUAACCCUCAGCAAUUUGGCUGUAGGAGUGUGGGCAACAACCAAGCAGCCCUAAAUGGGAAGUUGUGAUAGUGGCCAAAUGUACUCUGACAGAGUACAUGGUCUUUAAAUCCAACAGGCAGUCUAGGAGGGGCCAGACGGCCGGAAAGGGUUAAGCAUCCUGCAGGCUUCACAUGGUCAACCUCAGACAGGACCUGUUUGAUUACGUAUAUAUGGUAAUGCUGUAUUCUGCUAAUUCAGAAA
Messenger RNA from Gopherus evgoodei (Goodes thornscrub tortoise), 4439 nucleotides. RefSeq names its product phosphomannomutase 2 (gene PMM2). Lineage: Eukaryota; Metazoa; Chordata; Testudines; Testudinidae. Gene Ontology annotation, biological process: mannose metabolic process; protein N-linked glycosylation; GDP-mannose biosynthetic process. Gene Ontology annotation, molecular function: phosphomannomutase activity. The coding region runs from base 19 to 762 and encodes 247 amino acids. The record is from RefSeq and is a predicted model, not a curated record. Gene Ontology annotation, cellular component: cytosol. The transcript has 8 exons.